AUUAGUAUUUGCUAAAAUCUUGAUAAUUUUCUUGACUCUUUGAAGGUGUGGCUACUUGUUUUUUUCCGUGCAUCACUAUGGGGGAGAAUGCUGAGAUUAUAUCAAAAGGAGAAACAUCUUGUAUAGCAGCAACCACAAUCUACUAUUUGCUGUGCUCAAUCGGCUGUCAACCUGGUUAUGGAUUUCUUUACAGAUCGAGACUACGAAAACUGUUAGGUUUUCCAAAGGAAGCAUGUAAAGAUAAUAUUGUGCAUACCUGCUGCUGUUUUUGUGCACUUUGCCAAGAACAUAGAGAACUCAAACUACAUGGAGCUGAUCCCACCAUUGGUUGGAAAGCAAAUGUAGAGAAUUGGAAAAGCCAAGCGGUCACUGUGCCUCCGUUCUUUGAACCGGAGAUGAUGCGUUAGGCCUAUGUUUAGAAUUUAAAAUUCAUAGAUUUGAAUGUUAAUUUUAAAGAUUUGAGUUUGAAAUUUUACCAUAACUAAUUUGAUGUGCUGAGUUUGAAAUUACUUACUUUUACUUAUUUAAUAAAAUUUU
Molecule: messenger RNA, 537 nt
Organism: Nicotiana tabacum (common tobacco)
Lineage: Eukaryota; Viridiplantae; Streptophyta; Magnoliopsida; Solanales; Solanaceae
Product: protein PLANT CADMIUM RESISTANCE 12-like
Source: RefSeq, a predicted model, not a curated record